CCAGCAGGUGAUGGGGUGGGCAAGGUGCAGUAAUGCAGAUUGGCCACUAGGUGUCUGCCAGAGAUCUAAACACCAGCUGGAGCCUAAUGACAGGCAGGGUCACGCCCCUUCCAAAAUUAUCCCCUGUUCCAGCCUGGUCAGACCCCUCAUACAGCAGGCAGGGAAGGCACAAGCACUCUGUCUUCUGGCUAAGGGGCUGAACGUUGCUCCUACCACCAUGAGCACCAUGUCUUACCAGAAGGAGCUGGAGAAGUAUCGGGACAUCGAUGAGGAUGCGAUCAUGGGGGCGAUGUCGGCUGAGGAGCUGGCCCAACUAGACUUGGAGCUACAAGAGAUGGACCCUGAGAAUAUCCUCCUCCCAGCUGGGAUGCGGCAGAGAGAUCACACAGUGAAGACCCCAACUGGGCCACUAGACCGAGAUGCUCUUCUACAGCAUCUAGAAAAAGAGGCCAUAGACGCCAAGGAGAGGGAGGACCUGGUACCAUUUACCGGGGAAAAGAAAGGAAAGCCCUUUAUACCAAAACAAGCAAAGCGUGAAAUACCCAAAGAGGAGCAGAUUACACUGGAGCCGGAGCUGGAGGAGGCACUGGCCAAUGCUACCGAUGCUGAGAUGUGUGACAUUGCCGCCAUCUUGGGGAUGUACACGCUGAUGAGUAAUAAGCAGUACUAUGACGCCAUUACCACUGGAAUCAUCACUAACAAGGAAGGAAUCAACAGUGUAGUACAGCCAGACAAAUACAAACCGGUUCCCGAUGAGCCACCAAAUCCAACCAAUGUGGAAGAAACAUUGCAGAAAAUCAAGAGCAACGCAGGAGAUCUGGAUGAAGUUAAUCUGAACAAUAUGAAGGACAUUCCUAUACCCACGCUGAAGGAGAUCUGUGAGGCCAUGAAGAGUAACAGCCACGUAAAGAAGCUGAGCUUAGUGGCUACGCGCAGUAACGACCCCGUGGCCUAUGCAGUGGCUGAAAUGCUGAAAGAAAAUAAAACUCUUGAGAGCUUGAACAUUGAGUCAAACUUUAUCUCCAGCGCGGGGAUGCUGGCUGUCAUUCAGGCCAUGAAACAUAACUCUACUCUGACUGAGCUCAAGGUGGAUAACCAGCAUCAGAACCUAGGAGACACCGUAGAGAUGGAGAUGGCCUCUAUGCUGGAGAAUAGUCCUUCUAUAAUACGCUAUGGGUACCACUUUACACAGCAGGGACCAAGGGCCCGAGCAUCAUCCGCAAUCACCAAGAAUCUGGAAAUCCGUCGCAAGAAGAAGAAGGUUUAAGAAAUCUGUGACUUGUCUUCUGACACUCAACUCAAAUCCAGCCUCAUUCAUCUCUAAGGUGGCGCCUAUGACCCGUCUUGCCCUAUUCAUAGAAUAUAGUCACCCAUGUGAAUUGUCUACCUUUUGUUUUGUAUUUAUCAUGUCCCUUUAAAUGUGGAAUUCAUAUGUAGAUCCUAGGAAGAUUCCAUACCUCUUGUCCUCGUAUCCUACAUCUUCACCAUCUCUAUCCAUCUUUCCUCUCAUAUUCUAAAUAUCCACUCAUCUUUCCUCAUGUCCUCUAUACUCACCCGUCUUUCCUCAGGUCCUCCAUCUUCAGCUGUCUUUCCUCAGGUCUUCCAUCUUCACCCGUCUUUCCUCAGGUCCUCCAUCUACACCCGUCUUUCCUCAGGUCCUCCAUCUGCACCUGUCUUUCCUCAGGUCCUCCAUCUGCACCUGUCUUUCCUCAGGUCCUCCAUCUUCAACCAUCUCUCCUCAUGUCCUCCAUCUCCACCCAUCUUUCCUCAUGUCCCCCAUUUCCACCCAUCUUUCCUCAUGUCCUCCUUCCCCACCCAUCUUUCCUCAUGUCCCCCAUUUCCACCCAUCUUUCCUCAUGUCCUCCUUCCCCACCCAUCUUUCCUCAUGUCCUCCAUCCCCACCCAUCUUUCCUCAUGUCCCCCAUCUCCACCCAUCUUUCCUCAUGUCCUCCAUCUCCACCAAUCUGUCCUCAUGUCCCCCAUCUCUACCCUUCUCUUAGUGAGGUAACUUCUCUGUAACGCUGCAUAAUUUUGUCUUAACAUUAACACAUCACCUACACACAGUGGUGGCAGCCAUUUUGUGACAUGAACCAAGCGUGACAGGAAUCCAGCCGACGUCACUGAGCCAUGAGACACUAUGAGCCUGGAUCCUAGAGUUGAUAAGCUGCUCUCUCAGCCCUAAAGAUGGCUGCCUCCACUGCCUGUCAGGUACGACUUAACCCCCUUUACCCCCCUGCGGACCCUCCGAUAUCUGCUCAUUGCUCAAGAUGUAUCUUGUGAGAAGUCGUGUUGGUGGGAAAAGGGGGCGAGACUGGAAAAAAAAGUUAAUUGUAUUUAAAAUAUGUAAAUAAAUUGACUUUGAUCUGUUA
This is a messenger RNA of Pseudophryne corroboree (corroboree frog), 2369 nucleotides long. It is a transcript of the gene TMOD4, whose product is annotated as tropomodulin 4. The coding region runs from base 11 to 1267 and encodes 418 amino acids. Gene Ontology annotation, biological process: pointed-end actin filament capping; muscle contraction; actin filament organization. Gene Ontology annotation, molecular function: tropomyosin binding. The transcript is spliced from 10 exons. Gene Ontology annotation, cellular component: cytoskeleton; myofibril; striated muscle thin filament. NCBI's taxonomy places the organism in Eukaryota, Metazoa, Chordata, Amphibia, Anura, Myobatrachidae. The record is from RefSeq and is a predicted model, not a curated record.